AUGGCGGGAGAUGAAAGCGCUGCUGGUGCGGAUGCGGGUGCUGUGGUGGUUGUUGCUUAUCUAGGGCCUGAGGGGAGUUAUACACAUCAGGCCGCCCUCUCCGCCUUUCCCCCAAACACCACCGCCACCAACACCAACAACACCAACAACAACACCACCAACAACAACAACACCAACAACAACAAUGCUAUCCGUCUAUCCCCCCAACGCACCAUCCCCGACAUCUUCAACGCCGUGCAAUCCGGUACCGCGGCCAGGGGCGUCGUACCGUUUGAAAACAGCUCGAAUGGCAGCGUCGUCUUCACACUGGACCUCUUCGCCGAUAUCGAGGGCAAGUAUCCAGAUAUAGAAGUUUGCGACGAAGCCUAUGUCGAAGUCAAACAUUGUCUUUUAGGACACGCGCCUCAGCUGCGUUCAGUCGAUGCACUGGAUACUACAACCGCACCAGAACCUGGCGAAGAUGGUACACUUUCACGUUCAAGUACAAGUACAACCCCACCACCCCACCCAGACCUCACAAAAAUCCAAACCCUCUACUCCCACCCCCAGGCCUGGGGCCAAUGCACUCGAUUCCUCACCACACAUCUCCCACACACCACACGCCACGACGUCUCCUCGACCUCGGCCGCCGCCGCCCUCGUCGCCCAGGAUCCCUCUGGUACCAGCGCGGCGCUGUCUUCCCGCAUCGCCGCCGACCUGUUUGGCCUCGAUGUGCUAGCGAGCGCGGGCGUGAACGAUUCCGUGGGAAACACAACGCGGUUCUUGGUUAUUCGACGGAGAAUGCAUGGUGUCCUCUCUUUUGCACCAGUCUAUUCCCCAACUGGAAUUCAAACUCCACCACAGCCUCAACCUCGACCCCCAAAUCCAAAUCCAUCUCCAAAUCCAUCUCCACUUCCCCAACGCGCCCCCGCACCCCACCCAUCCCGCUAUAAAUCCCUCGUCACAUUUACGCCAAACGACUCGUCUGCGCCCGGCGCCCUGGCCGCCUGUCUCGCUCCGUUUUCUACGCGCGGUAUCAAUUUGACGAGUAUUAGUACGAGGCCGGCUGGGGUGCGGAAUUGGUCGUAUGUGUUUUUUGUUGAGUUUGAGGGGGGGUAUGGGGAGGAGGGGGAGGAGGUGGGAGGUGGAGGUGGUGGGGAAGGGGAGGCAAGGAGGCAAGGAGGCAAAGAUGAACAAGAGGGGCAAAAUGUUAAAGAGGCGUUGAGAGAGUUGGGUAGUGUGUGUAGGAGGUUUAGAUGGUUGGGGAGUUGGGUGGAUAGGACGCCGAGGGAUGAUGGUGUUUGA
Plenodomus lingam JN3 is the source of this 1284-nucleotide messenger RNA. RefSeq lists its product as uncharacterized. Gene Ontology annotation, molecular function: prephenate dehydratase activity; chorismate mutase activity. Gene Ontology annotation, biological process: L-phenylalanine biosynthetic process. The record is from RefSeq and is a predicted model, not a curated record. Gene Ontology annotation, cellular component: cytoplasm. Lineage: Eukaryota; Fungi; Ascomycota; Dothideomycetes; Pleosporales; Leptosphaeriaceae.